Molecule: messenger RNA, 768 nt
Organism: Saccoglossus kowalevskii
Lineage: Eukaryota; Metazoa; Hemichordata; Enteropneusta; Harrimaniidae
Biological process (GO): central nervous system development; regulation of transcription by RNA polymerase II; neuron differentiation
Cellular component (GO): nucleus
Molecular function (GO): RNA polymerase II cis-regulatory region sequence-specific DNA binding; DNA-binding transcription factor activity, RNA polymerase II-specific
Source: RefSeq, a predicted model, not a curated record
AUGGCAUACCCAGUGCGGUUGCAUCCAGUGCCGAUGCCAGCAACAACGAUCGUCAACAGAACCGCGAAUUUGAAGCAAGUGAAGUUACCGUUCACCAUAGAAGCAAUCCUCGGACGCACUGGCGGAGGCGGCGGGGCAGGCAGCAGGCAGAGCAUACCGUGGCAUCCAGUCAAACGAAGAGAUCUCCACCCACAGGCGACUGGCAAUUUACCCGUUCCUUCACACCAUCCCAUCCAGGGACACCACAGGGUCAAACAUUUUAAAAACAACAACCAGGAAUUGACGAAGAUGUAUUUUCGGCAGAAUCUGGUUUCACCAUACACAAGAGAAGACCAUUACGGUGUGAACAGAGGAACAGAGACUGAAAAUGUACAUGGGAACGAGGACGGAAAGGACACGUGGCCAAUAUCCAAACCAAAGCGAGUUAGAACAAUUUUCACCCAGGAGCAACUGGAGAAACUUGAAGAAGAAUUUGCCAAACAACAGUACAUGGUGGGCACCGAAAGAUACUAUCUCGCUUCUGAACUCAACCUUACCCAGGCUCAGGUCAAAGUUUGGUUUCAAAACCGUCGUAUUAAGUGGAGAAAACAAAACCUCGAAGCUCAACAAGCGAAACUCGCCGAGUUGAGAGCGGCUGAACCCGACGAACAAUCGGACGCGUCCGACGACGACGAAGAUAUGGUGUCCAUUCAAACAUUUAUAGCCGACCAGAACGACUACACGGAUUCGAAUCGAGCUCCGAAUCAAUUCGGGAUUGGGCAUAUUUAA